AUGUCGACCGACCCAUAUCAUGAAGUACAGCGGGAGAUUCAAUCUUUGCUCCAGACAGCGUCGUCGUUGCGCUCUUCGUUCCUGCGAAUCCGCAGCCUCGCUCGGGAUGGGAGUGAAGAGCUUGUGUUGGCCCGAAAUGAAUUGAAAGCUACGCUUGCUGCUCUGUACACAGACUUGGAGGAUUUAGAAGAAAGCGUCAAGAUAGUGGAGGACACGGGUCCUAGAUAUUUUGGACUGGAUGACGCAGAGGUCUCUGAACGGCGGAAAUAUGUGGGUCGCGUACGUCGUGAAAUUGAGGGUAUGAGGGCGGACGUUGAAGGACGAAAUUCACAAUCAUCUUUACCCAGUGGUUCACGGUCUCCUUUACAAUCAGUACCUGGCUCGCAGUCAGGAGAGCCCGAUGAUGAGCAAGCAAAAUGGGCUCAUGAAGAGCAACAAUUAUUACUUCAGGAGCAAGAUCGUGCCAUAGAUUCGAUAUCAGGGACUUUAAAUACUCUAGCUCAACAAGCAGGCCUGAUGGGGCAUGAGAUUAGCGAACACGUUGAAAUGCUUGACGAUCUUGAGGCAAAUGUUGACCAGACGGAUUCCAAGCUAUCAAAUGCGAUGCGAAGAAUGAAGAAAUUUGUACGAGACACGGAAGUAGAAACGAAGUCGGGAUGGUGUAUAACUAUCCUUAUAAUUGUGCUGGUUGCCUUAUUAUUGGCGGUCAUUCUCGUGUAAGAGCUGUGGAAUUUCUAUACGAUACCUUAGCCUUAUGCAUUUGAUGCCCGCGGCAUCUUUGCCCGUGUUGCUGCAACACAAAGGCUUGUGCUUAGUACGAAGUCGGCUAAAGGUUCUAUCAGUAAGAAGAUGAGUUUUGUGCGGUUUGAAAAACGUUUCUAGGUAUGUGAAACCACUUUCAAGUUUGAAACAAUCGAGUUGUAAUUUACCAUUUAUACAACGUCCAAU
Suillus subaureus is the source of this 948-nucleotide messenger RNA. Its product is annotated as t-SNARE. Gene Ontology annotation, molecular function: SNARE binding; SNAP receptor activity. The transcript is spliced from 8 exons. Gene Ontology annotation, cellular component: SNARE complex; endomembrane system; membrane. Gene Ontology annotation, biological process: intracellular protein transport; Golgi to vacuole transport; vesicle fusion. The record is from RefSeq and is a predicted model, not a curated record. Bases 1 to 720 code for a protein of 239 amino acids. Lineage: Eukaryota; Fungi; Basidiomycota; Agaricomycetes; Boletales; Suillaceae.